UCUGAUGAACGGCGCAGAGCGCACGAUCUGUUACCUCGUUUGCCAGUGUUGCAGACACAACGUUGAAACGUGGGAAUUCUCAGCUCCAUGGAUAUCCUUGUGGUUUUCAGUCCCUGCCUCGAUCAGAUCUGUUUGUGUGCACAUUUUGAGUCUAAAUGUAAGAGUCGAAAGGUGCAGGACAUGUAAUUUUGAGAACUGAUCAAAACGGGAAAUGUAUUCGACUUCGGCUUUAUCAGAUAUCUGUUUCAUGUGUUUGCGCGCCACAGUAAGGUACACCUUCAUUUUGCUAAGGAAAUUCAACUGCUUAUGCGAGUAGCCUUGUCUGGACCGGAGUCAUUUAUUUGGUGGAUGCGGCGGUCAGGGCCGGUUUGUGAGUGCUGCAGGAGCAGCGAGUGGCGGGGCAUAAUUCCUCAGAUUUUUCGGAGCUGGAAAUCCGCGCGCCGCGUUGGGAUUAUAUCUCCAGAGAUGCUUCUUUUCCCCAUGUUUUGGUUUUUAUCGCAGGCGUGUGCAGCACCUUCUCUAACAGCCGAACAAAUGGAUAUGGGGGUGGAUUGGCUGAGUAAGUUUGGGUACCUGCCACCCCCUGACCCUGUGACAGGACAGCUGCAGACCAAGGAGGCUCUGACCAAAGCCAUCAAAGCCAUGCAGAAGUUUGGAGGACUGGAGGAAACCGGGGUGUUGGACCCAGCCACCCUUGGGCUAAUGAAGACCCCUCGCUGCUCCCUGCCCGACCUGUCAGAGUCCGAGGUGACAGCAGGCCGCAGGAGGCGUGGCCUGGCCCCCCAGAACAAGUGGAACAAGAGACACCUGUCCUGGAGAGUGAGGACAUUCCCCAAGGAGUCGGCUCUGCUGGGCAGGGACACGGUGCGGGCCCUCAUGUACUACGCCCUCAAGGUCUGGAGCGACAUCGCCCCCCUCAACUUCCACGAGGUGGCGGGCAGCGACGCCGACAUCCAGAUCGACUUCACCAAGGCCGACCACAACGACGGCUACCCGUUCGACGGUCCGGGCGGCACGGUGGCCCACGCCUUCUUCCCCGGGGAGCGCUUCACGGCCGGGGACACACACUUCGACGACGAAGAGGCCUGGACUUUCAGAUCGCCAGACUCCCAUGGGAUGGACCUGUUUGCGGUGGCGGUCCACGAGUUCGGUCACGCCAUCGGCCUGGCUCACACCUCGGCCAUGGAAUCCAUCAUGAGGCCGUACUACCAGGGUCCUGUGGGCGACCCUCUCAAGUACGACCUCCCCUACGAGGACAAAGUCCGGGUCUGGCAACUCUACGGUGUUAGAGAUUCAGUAUCCCACACUGCUCGGCCUGGUGAUCCCUCCCAGACCGCGGAACCACCGGUUCUACUGGACCUUCCGGAGAACAGAUCUACCGUCCCGCCAGGGAGGGACGUGCCGGACAGGUGCAGCAGCCACUUUGAUGCGGUGGCCCAGAUUCGAGGGGAGGCCUUCUUAUUCAAAGGGAAGUACUUCUGGCGUCUGACUAGGGAGAAGCACCUGGUGUCUCUUCGCCCCGCCCACAUCCAUCGCUUCUGGAGAGGCCUGCCCGCCAACCUGGACGGCGUCGAUGCCGUCUACGAGAGACCCGGCGACCACAAGAUAGUCUUCUUCAAAGGUCUCAAGUACUGGGUGUUCAAGGACAACAACGUGGAGGAGGGUUACCCUCGGCCAAUCAGCGACUUCGGCCUGCCGUUGGAGGGCGUGGACGCAGCGUUCGUGUGGCUUCACAACGACAAAACCUACUUCUUCAAAGACAGCCGCUACUGGCGCUAUGACGACCAUUUGCGGCGAAUGGACCUGGGCUACCCUAAAGACAGCCUCCUGUGGAAGGGAGUCCCUCCCAACUUGGACGAUGCCAUGCGGUGGUCUGACGGCUCGUCCUACUUCUUCAAGGGGAAGGAGUACUGGCGCGUGGUGGGCAGUGACAUGGAGGUGGAGGCCGGGUACCCGCGGCCCAUAGGGAAGGACUGGCUGGUGUGCACCGACAUGCAGUCGGACUCCCCCGCGGGCGAGACCAACGCCACGGACACGAGGCUCCACAGCCGGCACCCCGCCGACCACGCCGAGAACGGCUUCGAGGUCUGCUCCUGCACCUCCGACUCGGCCUCGCCCCUGGGCGCGCGGCCCUCUCUCUCCUCCGCCACCUGCCUGUGGUGGGCGGCGACACUCUGCCUCGCCCUCUCCUCGGCCCCUCUAUGAUGGAAGCAGUGGGGGGAGGGGCUUCCCGUCGCGGCGGGAAGUGAGGCAGCUGGUGGGCUCAGGGCAAGCGAUUGGCCUAUCACAAGACUGUUGGUCCAGUCCAGAACCUUGUUUGUUACUCUUUGAAUAUCUCUGUUGGUAUUCCUGUUCUUUUCUGCUGUUAUUUAUUAUACCGAUUCCUUUCAAACCAUUAUUUUGUCGUUAAAUGUUAAAGGUCACUUUGGAUUGGAUUGAAUUGGAAACACAGCGAUGUAUGAUCAUUCUGGAAAAUCUCAAUUGAAUGAAUGAAGUUUACAACAAAAGAGCUUUCUCCCAAGUGUGACUCAGCAGUUUGUCGGCUAAAUGGCUGAGAUGCUGUUUGCCCGGACGCUUCGCUCCUGCAAUCACAACAAGUGCUUUAAGCAUCCUCACACACAGACCCCACUGGACUGGUGCCGAGCGCUCUUCACUCUACCGGUAAUGUCUGGUUCAUCACUCCACCGGUAAUGUCUGGUUCAUCCCGGUGAAUAGGCGCUCGGCUCCAGUAGGCACUGGCUCAUUCACUGGGUCUCCAGCAUCAGGGCUAUCUGGAUCAAUGCCUCCUCUUAAGACCCAGUCCUCCCUCGACUGCACUCACUUGCCCUUUUGUGACCUUUGCACCUGUCUCUCUCUCUCUCUCUUGUCUCCUUAUCAGACAGAGCAGCCAAGUAAAGCACCUGGUUACCAAGGUAACGCUUUACCAUGUAUUUUUGUAGUGAACACGGACGGAUUGUGGCUGAGAGAUGCGCAUAAGGUGGUUGUCACGAUGCCUUGGUCUCCACAUGGACCUUCCGCUCGCUCCUCGCAGCCUUCAGUAGAAGAACGCUCUUCUGUCUGGACUGGUCUCCUCCAACAUCGACUUUCUGCCAGGAGAAAGAACGUUCCGGAAGGCUGGACCAGAGACGCCGCGGCCAGACCCUUCCUCCACCGACCUCCUGAGGAGAGCAGUCACAACUGGAUUUACUAGAACUGUUAAGAUAUAUUUACAUCGGUCUAUAUAUAUAUGUAUACAGAUAUAUUUGAAAUGAAAGUUCUAUGGCAGUUGCAAAAAAAAAAACAUUACUGUGUACAUUUCAAACCGUGUUUUCUAAGGUGAAGUAUUUUUAUAGAAAAAUAA
Molecule: messenger RNA, 3340 nt
Organism: Hypomesus transpacificus
Lineage: Eukaryota; Metazoa; Chordata; Actinopteri; Osmeriformes; Osmeridae
Gene: mmp17a
Product: matrix metallopeptidase 17a
Exons: 10
Coding region: 307-2205 (632 amino acids)
Biological process (GO): extracellular matrix organization; collagen catabolic process; proteolysis
Cellular component (GO): extracellular matrix
Molecular function (GO): zinc ion binding; metalloendopeptidase activity
Source: RefSeq, a predicted model, not a curated record